Penicillium odoratum is the source of this 594-nucleotide messenger RNA. RefSeq lists its product as uncharacterized. Bases 1 to 594 code for a protein of 197 amino acids. Lineage: Eukaryota; Fungi; Ascomycota; Eurotiomycetes; Eurotiales; Aspergillaceae. The transcript has a single exon. The record is from RefSeq and is a predicted model, not a curated record.
AUGAGAAACCUUUCAGCUGUCGUUGCAACAGGAAGUUUACUAGACGGUGAGUAUGAUUCUUCCUAUCAAUUGGACAUUCAAAUAACGGGUGAUAGUGAUCUUCUCUCGCGACACCUGAAGAUCAAGAAUGACCCUUCCUGUCACCAGGAGAUGGAGUCCGAUGCAAACAACCAUAAGGUUGACCUCGAAUCAACAUCCGUGCUUACGGGACUAGAUGGCCAGGAAGUCCAGUCGGUGAGUUGUACAGCGGGUCCGCGACAAGGGUAUAAUGACAUCUCGAAUUCGGCUAUACAAUUCCACUUACAAGCAAGUCCUGCCAAUGGAGUGCAAUUAGCAAGUGGGAUACAACUACCAGGGAAUACUGAACUUGCUCCAAGUUCAAUACAGCAUUUUGACGAGAAUCUGCAAGAUCUCAAUAUUCUGUGGGGAGGCAUGGAUGGGAACUUUGCCCUCGAGAAAUAUUUCCCCUUGGGUGCCGAGUUUCCCAAUGACCUAAUCUCAGUUCCAGAGUUUGAUAUCUACGAGGCGACGAGCUCAGCAUUUACUGGGCCGUCAAGUGGCGGAACGGCUGACGAGAAAAGCCCGAUGACCUAG